Molecule: messenger RNA, 944 nt
Organism: Oryza sativa Japonica Group (Japanese rice)
Lineage: Eukaryota; Viridiplantae; Streptophyta; Magnoliopsida; Poales; Poaceae
Source: RefSeq, a predicted model, not a curated record
UUACAGGUUUGCCCUCGUAUCACCACAGCCACCAACUCUCCCUCUCCCUCGCCGCCGGCGCGCGAGCUUCACCAGCCAUGGCCGCCACCGCCGCCGCCUCCGUAGCCGCGAUUUCGCCUCUCCCCGGGGCAUCCCUCCCGCGCCCCGUCUCCGCGAGGGUUCCUCUUCUCCCUAGGGCUUCCCCUCCCACAUGGCGCCUCAGCGUCGGCUCGGCGCGCGCGCGGUCGACGCGGUGCCUUGCGGCGGCGGGGGGUGGCGGGCUGGCGCCGGAGAUGAGGGCGACGCUGGACAAGGUGGUGGGGUCGCACAAGGUGGUGCUGUUCAUGAAGGGGACCAAGGACUUCCCGCAGUGCGGAUUCUCCCACACGGUGGUGCAGAUACUCCGGUCGCUGGACGUGCCCUUCGAGACGCUCGACGUGCUCGCCAACGAGGCGCUCCGCCAGGGGCUCAAGGAGUACUCCAGCUGGCCCACCUUCCCGCAGCUCUACAUCGACGGCGAGUUCUUCGGAGGAUGCGACAUCACCGUUGAUGCAUACAAAAGUGGAGAGCUGCAGGAAACACUAGAGAAAGCAAUGUUAUCUUAGUAUAAACGUCGAAACACACCAUAGAGUACAUAUAAAUGGUAUAUGGUCCUUUACGAUGUACUCUUCAGCCAUGACAAAGAACUGGUGAUGCUAAGAUUGUCAACAGUUCAAUUCAUCAAGCAGUGAGGUCCAACUCGAACGUGCAAUUGUACUCAUGACUAAUAAAUUUUAAUAUUGAUGACAAAUACUUCCUGUUGCAACACUCGGAUGUCACAGCUCUAAAUGUCUGGAUCUCUAAAUGUCUGGAUGGUAUUCUCUUAUAGAGCUGAGGCGAUGAUCUUGUACCUAAAAAGAUCCAAAACUUGGAGCGAAAUCUUUUGCCCAAGUAGUCCAAUCUAUUUGUUUUUCAUCGCUCUUAAA